Messenger RNA from Astyanax mexicanus (Mexican tetra), 2175 nucleotides. It is a transcript of the gene fancg, whose product is annotated as FA complementation group G. The record is from RefSeq and is a predicted model, not a curated record. Gene Ontology annotation, cellular component: Fanconi anaemia nuclear complex. Lineage: Eukaryota; Metazoa; Chordata; Actinopteri; Characiformes; Acestrorhamphidae. The transcript is spliced from 14 exons. Bases 155 to 2065 code for a protein of 636 amino acids. Gene Ontology annotation, molecular function: protein binding. Gene Ontology annotation, biological process: interstrand cross-link repair.
UAAACUGUCUCUGGUCUCUGUUUACCGUGUGUUUAUGUGUGGAGGGAAAGUUGAAACCGCUGUUAAUCGGGUUAUUAGCGGAUAUUAACACAUUUUACUGUGUUUAUUUUCUACCUUUAACAGUUUAUAGUUAAAUAAAUGCGUUAUUACCUGUAUGGUCGACAUGCCUGUUACUGCGAGCCUGUUUAACAGCUGGGCUGAGGAGAAUAACAACAUCAUCAGAAAGUGGAAGGAAUAUGAAAAAUGCCUCCAGCCACAGCGAGACACAGUAAAGCAGUGUUAUACAGAACUCAUUAAACUCCAGCAAAAAAUACAAGGUUUACCAGCCACUGCAGAGCUACUUAAACUUGAUCUCACAGUUUCAUACAACACCUUACUGUUUUCACUCAGCCACUCCAAACCUGAGGAGAUCAGGCGCUCAGUCACUGACAGUCUAAUCCGAGUACUUGAAGUGUUUGAAGCUGAGGCGCCCAGUACUGAUCCAGUUACAUUAUGGCAAGUUGUAUCAAAAACUGUUGGUGGUGCAGAGUAUCAGGCCUGGAUCCACCCGCUGCUGCUGAUCCAGUGGGUCAUCUGCCUCUCAGAAUGUCAGUUUGAAGAAAUCCUUCAUCUUCUUCAGCAGAUUAAACCACAAAAUAAGAUCACAUCGUCAGGGGAUCUCCUUGCAGAAAUCCGAAACCUCACCUUCUCCAUCCAAGAAGACGCCUCCCUGCUCGUUGCCAUAGCAGCCAAAGACCUCAAGGACCUUUUGCACAUCUGUACUUUUAUUUCCAAAGGAGUGGAGCUGAUGAAUAAAGAGAAUUAUACUGAAUCUCUUCUGGCUUUUCAAGAAGCUGCCACUCUCUCCUCACCCAGGACUCUCCUGGCUCAUGUCCACACUCUCACAGGUCUUAGCUUCACUAAGCUGGGAAGGCUCCAGAGUGCCCUUCACUGUAACAGAAAGGCCUUGGAAGUGGACUUCAGCUGCCAGAGGGCACUGUAUCAGAGCUCACUUGUCUACAAGCAAUUGGGCAACAGUCAGGCUGAAAUAGAGGCUCUAAAUCUCCUUCACUCUGCUGCUUUGUUAAAUAAUGAGAAAGAUCCAUCAAACACUCCAGCCCCCCUCAUAUCUCCUGAAAUGCUGCUUGGGAAGGAACAAAUGGCUUUCAUUAGCCAAAAACCCUCACCAGUUUCAAUACUGCACACACUGGCACAUAGAUGUGUGCUUAAUGACAGGAAUUCAGAAGGGGCUGAAUACUAUCUUGACCUUUUGGCUUCUUUACAGCCGGGCUCCAGACAACAUAUACCUACAAGCAAUGAUCCCCCUUUCCCAAGAAUCCCUGUGAUCUACCUUGAAGCCGCAUUCGCAAUGUUGAAAGCGAGAAGGUCUUGGGAUACUCUUGCCAUUUGUGAUGAAGUCAUUACUGAAACUUUGGACCUCAUCCCAGAACGAAUGCAGCUUCAUCCACCAAUAUCACAGCAGCAGCAGUCAGUUGGCCACAUAGACCUGAGUCUGGAAUCUGAGACUGUAGAGGAGAAAUUGGACUGUGUGCUGUGGUGUGGAGCAGCGUACUUCCUCCAAGGACAUGCACAUUUGCAGCUCAAGGAUACAAAAGAGGCACUGGUCACAUUUACCAGAGCUAUCAACCAACUGGUGAAAGUGUUUAUUAAAGAGAAAUUUUCAACAGUGAACAGUGCAGCUGAAUCAGGGGAUUUUUACAGUAAAGUGGCGACGCUGGAUGCUCUAAAGGGACGAACAUUGGCAGGCAGAGGGGUGUGUUUUGUAGAGAGAGGGCAGUUAAAGGAGGCCUUGCGGGACUUCCAGCUCAGUUGUCAGGCCUCCCCAGGAUGUAGAAAUACAGAGAUGUGGCUGGUUGAGAUUUUGUGGAGGCUGAACCGCAAGGAGGAGGCUGCAGCUUUGUGGAAACACAAUCAAGAAUCCACUGAUUCAUCUACACUAGUAGACAUGCCCCUGCAUCUACAGACGAGGGAGGAGGAUCUAACACACAUUGACCACAGCAGCUUAAACAAGAAUAUGGAGGAAUUCAUUCAGAGCUGUAGUGUUAAAACAGACAACAAUAGAUAAAAUAAAUUGAGGACUAUAAUGUCUUUGAACAUUCCACUUAUUGUUUGCUUUUCCAUAAAGUGUGUGGUGUGUGUACAUGAGAAAUAAAUAAAUGUAAAGAAUGUGUUCAA